This is a messenger RNA of Terrapene triunguis (Three-toed box turtle), 4088 nucleotides long. It is a transcript of the gene MMS22L, whose product is annotated as MMS22 like, DNA repair protein. Gene Ontology annotation, biological process: replication fork processing; double-strand break repair via homologous recombination. The transcript has 25 exons. Bases 74 to 3820 code for a protein of 1248 amino acids. NCBI's taxonomy places the organism in Eukaryota, Metazoa, Chordata, Testudines, Emydidae. Gene Ontology annotation, cellular component: nuclear replication fork. The record is from RefSeq and is a predicted model, not a curated record.
GGGACGUACGGAAAAGUAUCGGGGCUCGGAAGGAGAAGAGGCAAAAAUCCCGAGACACGAAAAAGUGUAAACAAUGGAUGAUGACUUCACUAUUUCCCUCACACCCCCAUACCUCACUGAAAGCUUAGAGAUGGCUAUGGAAGUGGAAAAGGAGAACUCCAGCCCCCCUUGUUUUUCCUGUGCUUUAGACAGUCGAGAUGGAGGGAGAAACUUUUCUGUAGAGUCUCAUCUAGCAAGUGGGUCUCUUAAGAGGCUUUUGCUGAAACUGGAUCCUUCUCCAACUGACUAUGAAGCAGAUACAGUGGAAAUAUUUGGGUUUCAUUGGGUUACUGAAAUUGCGUUAGUUGAGUCCUGUAGACUUCUCUUUGGUUUACUUAGGCAACACAUACACAAAUUGGAAAGCCUAGUACAGAUGAGUUCAUCAGACUUUGGUCAGGCUGCAAACCUACACUCUGAAGCGGGCAACAUCAGACAUCAGUGUAUUGCAUUUCUGCAUUAUGUGAAGGUGUUCAUCUUCAGAUACCUGGAAUCACACAAAACAGAGGAUGACGGGCUACUUCAUCCAUAUGAAGAACUGGAAGUCCAGCUCCCUUCAGUGCUGGUUGAGGAGCUUCAUGCCUUGACCUUACAUAUUGGACAUCUGUAUGAACUCCCAAGUAGUAUCCUGGGAGCAUUUACCAUUCAACAUCAGGCAAAGCUGUUUCCUCCAUCGUGGCAUUUACUGCAUCUCCACUUGGAUAUCCAUUGGCUAGUGCUGGAAAUUCUUCAUGUCCUAGGCGAGAAGAUGCUGCGACAAAUUGUGUACGCUCACCAAUUCAUGAACCUAACCGGAGAAAAUUUAACCAAUAUCAGUUUAUUUGAAGCACACUGUGGAAACCUCUUCUGUGAUUUGAUAAGCUUGUCAAUCAACAAAUAUACGAAGGUUAGACCAUCGGAGGCUCUAACUAGUCACCACUACCCCUGUAGCUGCAUUAAGGAAUUAUGGGUUCUGCUUAUUCAUCUGUUGGACCACAGAAAUAAAGGGUCUCAUACAGAGUCUUUUUGGAGCUGGGUGAAUAAACUACUAAAGAAGGUCUUUGAAAGACCCAGUAUUGCAGAAGGGAUGUCUGUUUCUGAGCCAGUGCAGUGCAAAGAUCCAUUAAGUUUUAGCUGGUGGAUUAUUACUCAUCUGGCAUCACUUUACCAGUUUGACCGUAACGGAAAUGUAGAGGAAAAGAAACAAGUAGAAUCCAAUUGGAAUUUUGUGGAAGAACUGCUGAAAAGGUCCACUGAUGCUCAAGCUGCUGUAUUAGAGGAACAGAUACGAAUGCAUCUUCAGUGCUGUUUGACUCUGUGUAGCUUCUGGGACUUGAAUCUACCUACUGUCACCAUACUCUGGGAGUAUUACAGCAAGAAUCUGAAUAGUUCCUUCACCAUUCCGUGGCUUGGUCUGAAGGGUCUAGCAAGUGUUAGUAAAACUCCUUUGUCUAUGCUUGAAUUGGUGAAAAACUGCUGUUCUGACCAGCAGAGCCCUGACCUGUAUAAGUCCAGCAACAGUUACCUAAUUUUUCUCUGUAUUUUGGCACAAAUGAUGAAAGAAGCAAUGGAGAGCAAUGUAACCCAUCCUUGGAAACAAAUUAAAGGAAGAAUUUAUUCCAAGUUCCAUCAGAAAAGAAUGCGAGAGCUGACAGAGGUGGGGCUGCAGAACUUCUUUAAUCUUUUCCUUGUGUUAGCGGCUGUUGCAGAGACAGAGGACAUUGCAAGUCGGGUGUUGGAUCUCCUGGAUUUUCUUAGCCCAACCUCCACCAGCACGUCUCAGAGAACUCUCAUUUGGAGAGGCUACUUUGCCUUCCUUUUGAUGUAUAUUGAGAAGAACAUGGACAUCAGCGUUCUAGCUGAGAAACUUUCACAUGCUUUCUGUGAAAAGGCAAAGGAGUUUUUGGUAACCAAGAAUGAUCACACACACAAACAAAAUCUCUGGACACCACUCUCCACUUACGUUGAUGGUGUUCAAGAAGUGUUUGAGACCAGCUGCUACUUGAACCUUUCCCAGGAAAAGUUGUUGAACGAUGGAUUUAGUAUGCUGCUCCCGGCUUGUCGAGGAACUGAACUCAACAUGGUCCUAAACUUCCUGCAGGUUGUUCUGUCCAGGCUCAGGAGUGUGCACAAACGUAUGAUCCAGGGACCUCAGCUAGGGAAAACGGGCCCAAACACACAACUUCCAUUAGUGGCUAAAGAGCACCACCUUGCUGUUGCCAGUGCUCUCUGGAGAAAUUUUUUCCCCUUCUUGAAGAGCCAAAGGAUGUCACAGACACUGCCUCCUCCACAGCUUGCAGAUACAGCUGCAGGUUUUACUCUGUUAGCUUUGGACAUGCCCUGUACAGCUCCAUCAGAUCUCCAGCCACAGCCUGUUUUAGCAAUGAUGCAAUUGUUUGGAUGGGAUGAUAUGGUGUGUCCCCAGCUGGUAUCAAGAUAUCUCAGUCAUCUAAUACAAAACAGCACAUUGUCUGAAGCUUUUUCUGGUAUGGGACAUACAUCCUAUGAAGCCUUGUCAGUACGUUCUUGGUUUCGAUGCAUUUUACAAAUGUACAUUGAUCAGCCUACUGGUACAUUGACCAGGACAGAUGUUGAGCGAACAGUUGGGAAAGUUUAUGUGGAGCAGCUGACUGAAAUGACAAGGUUGGUUUUUAAACUCUCAGAAAUAGAAAACAUCUUCUCAAAGGCACAUUUUGAUGAAUCAAUCUUCAAGCAAGACCCUAAGAAUGCUCUUGUCCAAUUCAUUAAGGCUGUUGGUGUAACUUACAGCGGCCUUCAGACUGUAGCUGAGAAAUCUGCCAUGGUAACAAAGACUUUAGAAUAUCUAGGUGACGUGGUAAAAUAUGUAAAACCUUAUUUGCAGAAGAAAGGACCUGCUGAAGGCCUGCAGCUCACUUACUCGAUUAUAGGAGGCCUUGUAAAGUUCUGGGCACCAAUACUGGCAACUUCCAAAGCACAACAGCUUUUGUUCCGCAUCAUAGAUAGCUUGCUAUUGCCACUUGUCGUGUUUCAGCAAGACAAAGAGCUGCCUGCCGUUAUGCUGUCUGCCAUUCGGGAAAAUCUUCCUCUUUAUCUUCAGGGCUUGUCCUUUAUAUGUUGUCAAUCCCAAACUCAAGGUGCCUAUUUGAACCAACUGCUAGGAAGCGUUAUUCAGCAGUAUUUUGGGCGCUUUCUCCCUCCUUCACCAUCUUCUCCAGGAACUGGACAGCAUCCCAUGCUGCUGGCAUUAUGCAAUUCUAUUACCAUCCCACAGACCUUACAUCUGCGGAAGACCACUGUGCAUGUCAUAAAGGAAAACUACCUCCAGUUCAAAGGUAACUCCCCUCCUCCUCGCCUGGCCUCAGUUCUGGCUUUCAUCCUUCAAGUAUUUCAAAGAACCAAGAGCACUGAAGUAUGUGACAUUGAGUUGCUUCUCCCUGCUGUGUUGAAAUGCAUGGUAUUAGUUAAUGAAACACAAGUUAAAAAACUAUCUAGCGAGAUUCUGCAGUAUAUGGUAGAAGGCUGCCAAGCAGGGUUGGGAAGAGAACCUGCCACCCAACUGACUUCUGUGUUUAGGCAAUUUAUCCAGGACUAUACCACAGUAUAUGAUCAUCAGGUUUACAGCAUCCUGGAAGUAGUGGCAGUCUUGGAUCAGCCCCUAGUUAUCAGUCUGAUUCCAACAAUAUCACAGUCCCUGAAGGAUUCAGAGCACAAACAAGGGCUUGGCAGAAACACUGCACAAAGAGAAGCCUACAAAAGACUGUUAUCUCGCCUUACAGCAACUGGUCAAAAUGAGAUACUAAAACUGGAAAAUGAGACAAGUUAACGAUGUAUUGGUGAUUAAUUCUUUCCCCCUGAAAUGUUUGCACACUGUUACUGCCUGUACUGUUAUUGUAAUGCACUAUCAAAGUUGUUUAUCUUUACAGAUAGAAUCUAUUUAAUGCUUUUAAAAAGUUAAGCUGUUUUUCCAAUAGCAUUGGUAGCGUUUGACUAUUGCCAGAAAUAUGAAGAGUAAUUCAAAUAUUUUGUCUUUCAGUUGAUGACUGAAAGAUAUUGCAAAUUCAUUAAAUAUUAGAAACAUCCAUCUAAAAUUC